GAUUGUAGUACUGAAGCAGAAAAAUUAAGGGUUAUUAGGAUAAAAGAGUGAUCAAUGUUAAGAUGGGUCCCACAUAGCCUGCACCAGAAAUGAGUGGCACUGCACCAAGUUACUGCUGUUUUCCUUUUUCUUCUCUCUUUUCAUACAAUAACUCACUGAUUUUUCCUUCGUUUUGCUCUUGUAUUAUGUGUGUGUGGUUCAUCCUCUCUUUAUCCUGAUUAGAGGGUCCAUUGGCUGCUUCACCCUUUAUUUUUUUUUACUAUACAACUAUGCUUUAUGACACUAUAUAUACAUAUUCCUUCUUUUGAUUAGGUUCUCUGAAAUGGGUUUCCUUUAUUUUGGACUUACACUUGUGUUUUUUUACUUUCAAUAGUAAUACUACAGUAUUUUCUGUGAAUUUCAUUUAUUUUCUUCACAUUUUUCCUAAUGGCUUUUAACAUUUUGGAGUUUUGCUAUUCUUUCUCUUGGGUUGUUGUGGGUUCUUCAAAAGAGACUAAGAUAGUAUAAAGGGUGUCCUUUUUUACUAUUCCAUUUCACUUUUUUGGUACAUUUUUUUGGGUUUUUUUUGGUGCCAUUUAAAUUUUGAAGAUUUUAGUAGUAAUUUUCCAUAGCUUUUUACCUUGGUUCCUUUAUUUGUCAAAAUAAUGGGGGGAGAAAACUAUUUACUCUAUGUCAUUUGGAAGUUUCCUUAGAGGUAUAAUUGUAGUACUAUUUGAAGGAAAAGGAGAAACCAAUGAUUUCUUGUUUUGGGUUGUCCUUAGGAAACACAUUUGGGAAGGGUAGGGUGAUUCCUAUCAAUAUAAAAAGGAACUAUCAAUAACUCAUUUCAAAACCCUUAUACCUUCAAUUAUAAGGCUAUUUUAUGUAUAUUUUGGGAUGUUCUUAUUUGCUUUAAACUAGUCAUGUUUGUGGGUUGAAUAUUCUUGCCCCUCUUCAUUGUUUUGUUUACAUUUGGCAAGCUUUUGAGUAGAAAAGGUUGUGUUUUUAGUAUCAAAGAGAUUUUUUUAUUGAUGAUAAGAAGGAAAGAAAGCAAGAAAGGUACGUAAUCAAAUUUUGCGAUCAUCCCGAAGAUGUAUCUUGAUGAUUCUACCUGCAAAAUGGUAUUAGCCUAAGCUGAUUCCAGUUUACGUAAUAUGGGCGUGCCAUGAAGCGACGUUUUUUGAUGAUACAAAUGACUAUUUUGAUUAUGUCAUUUUUCUGAAAACAUCGAAAGAUUUACUGUUUCGACUUAGAAGAUCAUGGAGAGUGAAUCAUACAUGCAUUUAGAUCAUCCCAACGGUAUACCUAUGAUCAUUAAUGGCAUCCCUUCUCAAUCGUUGUCUGAAUCAAAUCUUCGAACCAAUUUCUUUGAACAAAACACCCAAAAUGAUAGCAUGCUUGGGCUUCCUUUGCUCACAUCGCUGCAAGGGCAAUGUUACAAAGCCAUUCAUUCUGAUAAAGCUGUCAGCUACGAUGGAUUAAUUGACCGAAGUAACUCUAUAUUUCAAGAUCUUUGCUUGGGUGGUUCCCCUUUUGCUCCUAGCUCACUACCUAUGGUUCUAGCUCCCCGAAAUGGGCUCAAUAACGAUGCAAAUAACUCGAUCAUGUCUCUUCAACAAGAGGUUCCCCCCGAAUCUCUAAGAGAAAUGUUCACAAGCGGAAUCUCCUAUGCUUCGAGUCCCUCCAUUCCAACUAUAAAUUGUAGCUAUGAUGGUUCGGUUGGUGAUUUAAAUGAUAAAUGGGAUCAUAACGGAAUCCUGAUCCAUCAAGACAUGAAUUGGAGAGCCUCUACAUCGGGGUUGGAACCAAUACCGUUCAAUUGUAGCGAAAACGCAAAUAAUGAAUGGUUAUUACCAAGCUCCAAUAGUGUUUGCACUAGUCAUCCAAUGGGAUUUUCGAGAUCCCAUAACGAGCUCUCUCUGAGCCUUGCAACUUCUGGGUCCUCACUUCCUUCCGAUUUGAGUUCUAGCGUUUUCCACAGUUCGUCUCAAACAAGGUUAAGUUCAGAACGAAGUUCUCAUCGCAGCAACGAGUUGCCUCAUGGUUGCACCUCCAAUAGUAGGUCUGCCGAGGUUUCUCCAGUGAUAUCUGGCUCAAGAUACCACUCUGUGCUACAGCAAAUACUCUCAGAAAUCGCAAGCUUUUCACUUGACAGUUUGGACAGGACUAGUUAUAAAAACUGUAUGAGCUCGAGUUCAAACCACCCGUUUUCUGCAAAUCAUUUAUUCGAUCCAGGGUCCUCGUUCAACAAUCCAAAUGAGUUUGACGACAAUGAUAGAUCGUUUGAAAUUCCAUCUGGAAGUUCAAAGAAGGCACAGAUGUUAGCUCUGCUACAAAUGGUGGAUGAUCGGUAUAACCGGUGCUUAGAUGAGAUACACAUGGUAAUAUCUGCAUUUCAUGCUGCAACUGAGCUGGAUCCUCAACUACAUUCAUAUUUUGCUCUUCAAACAAUCUCAUUCUUCUACAAAAAUCUUCGAGAGAGAAUAAGCAAUCAAAUCCUAGCCAUGGGAAUGGAUAGUGGAAGUCCGAGAUACAGUAAUGGAAGGUCUUUAGACAAAUCUUUCAUUCAAAAGCAAUGGACGAUUCAACAAAUGAAGAGAAAAGAUCAAAUGUGGAGACCCCAAAGAGGCCUUCCAGAGAGAUCUGUAUCAGUCUUACGAGCAUGGAUGUUCGACAACUUUCUUCACCCGUACCCAAAAGAUGCAGAGAAGCACUUGCUUGCUAUUAAAAGUGGAUUGACAAGGAGCCAGGUUUCAAAUUGGUUUAUCAAUGCCCGAGUUCGUCUUUGGAAACCUCUAGUCGAAGAAAUGUGCUCCGAGCUAAACCGAAAGAAGGGAAGCCGCCAGCACGACGAAGAAAGCAACAACAAUAAUAGUAGUAGAAGCCAAUUAUGUGUGUAUGAUUAUAAUCAAAGGUGAAGGGAAAGUGUUGGUGAUUAGCUGUAGUUAUUUGGUAAGGUGAAUAUGAAUGAUAUAUUUAUAUGUAUGUAUUGUUUAUUUAUGUGUAUGUGUAUAUAGAAGUAUUAGGUUUUGAGUAGAAGAUGAAGGCAAUUGUACAUAAAUUGCUGAUAUGGUGAUUCCUGGGUUGCUACUGUUUUGCCAGCUUCCAUGGGAACUUGUAGGUUGUAGCAUUUGAGUAGGAUCACACAUUUGGUAAUUUUGUGUGACAUUUUUAGUGAAUUAUAUUUCUCUAUUAUAUGUGGUGUACUUGUUUAAGCCCAUUUUCAUGGGGCCCAAGACUUGAAAGUUUUUCUAUUUCCAAUAAAAAUGAACUAUUUUAAAAUCAGAAAA
Amaranthus tricolor (Joseph's coat) is the source of this 3269-nucleotide messenger RNA. Its product is annotated as homeobox protein ATH1. Gene Ontology annotation, molecular function: RNA polymerase II cis-regulatory region sequence-specific DNA binding; DNA-binding transcription factor activity, RNA polymerase II-specific. NCBI's taxonomy places the organism in Eukaryota, Viridiplantae, Streptophyta, Magnoliopsida, Caryophyllales, Amaranthaceae. The transcript is spliced from 5 exons. The record is from RefSeq and is a predicted model, not a curated record. Gene Ontology annotation, biological process: regulation of transcription by RNA polymerase II. The coding region runs from base 1239 to 2897 and encodes 552 amino acids.